Daucus carota subsp. sativus is the source of this 1172-nucleotide messenger RNA. RefSeq lists its product as uncharacterized. NCBI's taxonomy places the organism in Eukaryota, Viridiplantae, Streptophyta, Magnoliopsida, Apiales, Apiaceae. Bases 51 to 806 code for a protein of 251 amino acids. The record is from RefSeq and is a predicted model, not a curated record. The transcript is spliced from 2 exons.
UUUGAAAUAACAGAACAAUAGAAGCUUGGAGAAGAAGAAAAGAUUAGGCCAUGGCUGGUGUAACUAAGAAGAUGUUGUCAACCGCUGUUUUGCUGCUACUCACUCUGCUGCACUAUCUUCACCUUCGACUCUGUAACGUGGCUGUUGCUUUAGGAGUGAACACAAUAACGAACAACUGGAAUGAGAAAAUAUUCUACUUGCCAAUGAAUGUGGAGUAUGUUUCUAUAGCUUUCACGUUCCUGAUCCAUUUAGCUCAUCAACUCACGUCUUUUAUUACCGGGUAUUAUGGCUAUGAUCGUCGAUUUGCUUGGGCUGAAUCUACUGCAGCAUUUUUUCAUCUACUCGGAGCUAGUUUUGCCUACAUUGUAAGCAAGGAUAACCUACACGCGCAUAGCUCUUUUAUUGCCCUACAUUUGCUCGCCCUCUCAGCUUACAGUAGGAUAACUUUUGAACAGAAUGCUAAAGUGCAAACGGUCUUACUCUGCCAGUUGCUGGUAUAUGUGUUUAGGCUCUCUAUUCGGAUCCCACAAUACCAUCUUCUGUUAGAUGGCUUGGCACUGCCCCUCUCACUGGUCAGUACAGGAGAUGCGAGGAUCAAGUUUAAAGUAAGUGAAGAAGACGCGCAUCUUCUGAAGCUUGAACCGAAUUCCUGGUUUCAAGUGAGAGAGGAUUACGCUGACCAUGUUAAGUUUGAAGGGGAUGUUUCCCAGGAAGUGAUUCUUUCAGUUUCCAGAAAACUAGAAAACAUUGUCAACUUCACUAUGAGGGAUUAUCAAGCAGACGUUAUCAAGUUCAAGGAGGAUUAAACUUUUAGCUCUAAAUCACAGUUCAGCUUCUGUCCACCUCCUUAUUACUCAGUGCAGAUGCAUCUCCUACAGUAGUCGGUACUCUUAAUUUUGCUCUAUAUUAGUGAAGUAUAAACGUAUGUACAGAACUUUAUGUCGUAGAUUUGAAUGCUGAAAGACUUUAUAAGCCUUGUUCAAUCAUUUUACUUGCCACGUGAGUCGUGACUUACAUCCAGACUUGAGGCAUAUGCCAUAAGUGAUCGUAAUGUGUUCUGUUUCUUUAAUAGUUUAGCUUUGAAAUCAUGUGUAUCACUAGUUCUCUGUUCUACAUGAUUAUAUCUUCCGUCUUUUUUUUUCCCUUCAAUAACAAAAAAAGCACUGUUACUA